Molecule: messenger RNA, 942 nt
Organism: Macrosiphum euphorbiae (potato aphid)
Lineage: Eukaryota; Metazoa; Arthropoda; Insecta; Hemiptera; Aphididae
Source: the annotation of a GenBank genome assembly
AUGUGCACGGAUGGUAAAAACAUACAGAAGCUGCUCAAGAACGAAAGCGAAAUUAAGAAGAGCACACAGACACCGUUGAAAGAAAACCAGUCGUGUUUCGAAGAUGACGAUGAAGACGAAGAAGACCAGGAUCUCAAAAGUUACAAUAAUAAGGGCACCGGGCUGGAAAUGACCCGGUCAUCGUGUGCCGAUGACAUUUUGAUGAAGACACUGGUCGCGAAGUAUGCCAAUCGGUUGAUGGGCAAGCUGGAAAAGAUCGCCCUUAAAGUGCCACCUAACAGCAAUCCUGCGGACGCGGUUGUGCGGUUGCGCAGAAGGAUACAGCGGUUGCUCAAGGACAUAGAUCAGGUGGGUGGUCCGUGUGACUCUUCGACCGUACUUCUGAACAAGUACGACUGCCUCCGCAUGGCUUACUACACUAUAGCCGACGGGAUCAAAGGAACAACAAGACUGCCGUCCGGUCAGGGCUUGUUAAAUAACCGUAAAAACUGCGAUAAAAUCAAAAAAUGCAAAGUGACCGACAACAGUAAGAAACUCGACCACCAAGAAAAACGGAUUAACUGUGAAAACCACUAUAAGCUUGAGAAACUGCAGAAUUGCGAAAACGAGAAACUCGAAAACCUUAUGAAAUUUGAUAACCUGCAGGAAAGACUGGACAACUGUAGAACCCCUGAUAAACAGGAGAACUGUGAAAAUAACAAAAAACCGGAAAACCAAGAGAUAUUUCAGGCAGGUGAAAAAUUCAAAAACCUUGAGAACCGCUUGUUCAACUGUAAGUAUUGUGGAAUGGGCACGAAGCUCUGUGAUAUGACGUGUGAUUCAAAAAUUCAUCCACACAAAGAUAACUGUCAGAAAAAUGUCUUCGAAUGGAAAUCGUUUUUCAAACGUCGAUUUUUCAUUUAUUUCCCGUGUGUAUGUUGCAUGUGUGAUAAGUUUGUCUGA